This is a messenger RNA of Lotus japonicus, 1700 nucleotides long. RefSeq names its product sugar transport protein 14-like. Gene Ontology annotation, biological process: monosaccharide transmembrane transport. Bases 55 to 1602 code for a protein of 515 amino acids. Gene Ontology annotation, cellular component: membrane. NCBI's taxonomy places the organism in Eukaryota, Viridiplantae, Streptophyta, Magnoliopsida, Fabales, Fabaceae. The record is from RefSeq and is a predicted model, not a curated record. Gene Ontology annotation, molecular function: monosaccharide transmembrane transporter activity. The transcript is spliced from 4 exons.
CCAUUCUGAACUCACUGACAAAACUCAGAGAAAGAGAAGAAGAAGAAGACAUAAAUGGCUGGUGGAGGUAUAGCAGAUGGAGGACCUGGCAAAAGGGCUCAUCUGUACGAGCACAGGUUCACUCCCUAUUUCGCUUUCACUUGCUUCGUUGGAGCUCUUGGUGGCUCUCUUUUUGGCUAUGAUCUCGGAGUUUCAGGUGGAGUGACUUCAAUGGAUGAUUUCCUCAAGGAAUUCUUUCCAAAAGUCUACAGAAGGAAGCACACGCAUCUGAAGGAGACUGAUUAUUGUAAAUAUGAUGAUCAAAUUCUGACACUGUUUACAUCAUCUCUCUAUAUCUCAGCACUAUUCAUGACUUUCUUUGCCUCCUACUUAACAAGAAAUAAGGGAAGAAAGGCCAGUAUCAUAGUGGGAGCACUUAGCUUCUUGCUUGGAGCACUCCUCAAUGCAUUUGCAAAGAACAUUGAAAUGUUGAUCAUUGGUAGGAUCUUUCUUGGUGGAGGCAUUGGAUUUGACAACCAAGCUGUUCCCUUGUACCUAUCUGAAAUGGCUCCAGCUAAAACCCGUGGAGCAGUGAACCAAUUGUUUCAGUUCACAACCUGUGCUGGAAUUCUAAUUGCAAACCUUGUGAAUUAUUUCACUGAAAAAAUUCAUCCCCAUGGAUGGAGAAUAUCACUGGGUUUGGCAGGUCUUCCAGCAGUUCUUAUGCUUAUUGGAGGUAUUCUUUGUGCUGAGACACCUAACAGUCUUGUGGAGCAAGGAAGGUUAGAGGAAGCAAGGAGGGUAUUGGAGAAAGUUAGAGGAACCAAGAAUGUUGAUGCUGAAUUUGAAGAUCUUAAAGAUGCAAGUGAACAGGCAAGAGCCAUCACUAGUCCAUUUAGGACACUCCUUAAGAGGAAGUACAGGCCCCAACUAGUAAUAGGUGCCUUGGCGAUUCCAGCAUUCCAGCAACUAACUGGGAACAACUCCAUCCUCUUCUAUGCCCCUGUCAUUUUCCAGAGUUUGGGGUUUGGUAACAAUGCAUCUCUCAUUUCAUCUUUCAUUACCAAUGGAGCUCUCCUUGUUGCCACAGUGAUCUCAAUGUUUUUAGUUGACAAGUUUGGUAGAAGAAAAUUCUUUCUGGAAGCUGGUUUUGAAAUGAUAUGCAGCAUGAUUUGUGUUGCUGUGGUUUUGGCUGUGAAGUUUGGACAUGGCGAAGAGCUUUCUAAAGGUAUCAGUGCCUUCCUUGUUGUGGCAAUUUUCUUGUUUGUGUUGGCAUAUGGAAGAUCUUGGGGUCCCUUAGGGUGGUUGGUUCCAAGUGAGUUGUUCCCAUUGGAGAUAAGAUCAGCUGCGCAGAGUAUUGUGGUCUGUGUCAACAUGACCUUCACUGCUCUUGUUGCACAAUUGUUCCUCAUGUCACUCUGUAACCUCAAAUAUGGAAUCUUCUUGCUAUUUGGUGGCUUAAUUGUGGUCAUGAGUUGCUUCAUCUUCUUCCUUUUGCCAGAAACAAAACAAGUUCCAAUCGAGGAGAUUUAUCUUCUUUUUGAAAACCAUUGGUUCUGGAAGAAAAUUGUGAGGACAAACCAAGACUUUGAGGCAUCAAACGGGAAGCCAGCAAUUGUUUAAGAUUCCCAACAAAAUAGAUUGAACAUUUUUUGUUUUUGGUCAAUUGUGUAUGCUUUCUUUAUAGGCAUUUCUUAUAAAUAUGGUUGUUUUUAUGAUUA